Aspergillus pseudonomiae is the source of this 2613-nucleotide messenger RNA. RefSeq lists its product as uncharacterized. The record is from RefSeq and is a predicted model, not a curated record. The transcript is spliced from 2 exons. The coding region runs from base 284 to 2269 and encodes 661 amino acids. Lineage: Eukaryota; Fungi; Ascomycota; Eurotiomycetes; Eurotiales; Aspergillaceae.
ACAUUUGAUAGACACAAUUUGUUGUCUUCAGCCUAAGUCUAGUCCUUCCAUUAUUCGGAAAUUCUUUCCCCUUCUUGUCCUAUUUUCUCCAGGGUUCCAGGCCGACCAGAAUUGAUUGACUCAACUGUAGCAAUGAUCUUUGUUGUUAUUCACUAUCCCUGAGGGGAAGGGCCGUUGACCCAUUCACUGUAUUGCUUAUAACAUUUCAUGUACAUUUCUCAGUCUGCUCGCGUCCAAAAUCCAACCUGCAGCUAAUUACUUACAAAAGUGGAAAACAGCCACCAUGCGACUCCGUGAGAGUAUCCGCCCUCCUGAGCGCUAUGAAUCAGAGCACUUUUACACGUCGCUAGGUCAAAAGUCACUUCGCCAGCACAGAAAUCCAAACCGCCCUCCCUACAUCGAUUUCAACCCCAACCUGCCUCCUGCUGUCUUCCCCACUCUGGACUUCCCUCGCCCAGCGGUACCAGAGGCUGGCAAAUGUGCACAGAGCAAGGGAGAAGAGACCAAUAGUGGAGGCACUUUACAGCACGGUCGCGAGCAACCUGAGCAUUAUGGGGAGGACAAGGAUAGCAGAGAGGCAGGCGUCGAUCUCGUGGACAUCCCUAUCAAUCAGGUCGAGAACUACGUUGCGAGCAACGGUGACUUGAACCCAGUUUACGUCAAAAACAUGGCUACGAUGGCUGCUGCGGACUCGUCUGCGAGUGAUGACUUGCACAAUGAGACUGAUGACAUCGAGGCUCAUGAUGAGGAUGAGUCCGCGCAUGAGAUCCCUAACCCAAAGUGGAGCGAUUUAUGUCCUGGAAUGCAGGUGGAAAUUUUCGACAAUCUUCUUCAAUGCUAUACUUGGAAAGACGCGUGUUAUAGGUUAAAUCUGACAGGAGAAGAUCAAGAGAAGGUCGGAAAGCAUAUUUUUGCUCGCAAUAAGCAGAUGGAACAGGAAGAAUCUCAGAUGAAAAAUAUGCGAACGAAACAACUGAGAUCGCUCUUGAAGAUUGACAACAGUGCAAGACAUCUCCAGGAUUCGCACCAGUUUCUUUUCCGCAAAACCUCUCGAGACACCACUAGUCAUCUGCGAAGGAGUAAUAGGCCAGACUAUCUUAUGUGCCAUUCUAAAGAGGUUAUGAACGCUAAACGGUAUUUGCGCCAACAGGGCCUAAGCCCUAGAUAUGCUGGGGAUUGGGGUAACAGCAUCAGCCCUACUCAUCCCUCUGGAAUCGACCAAGAUCAUGAUAUGAGCAAUCUAGGGAAGCAGGUGAGCUGCGGGCAAUACAUGGAACUAGCCACAGAUACGACUGAUGAUGACAUGAUGGAUUUUGCGUUCGAUCAUAAAGCUCCGACUGCGAUCCCGGAUAAGCAGUCAUUCAUUAACACAAUCGGGACGGCAGCUGUUGCUAGCCCGAGGGAUAUGACGCUAUGCAGAGGUAACUUAAACACAGCCCCAAGAUGGCUGAAUCUUCUUUACCAGCAUUCUAUACGGAACUACCAGCCAGCUUUUCGGGAGAAUAAGCUUGUUUGCCUCAAAAUCGGUACCGAGCACGCCGCCCAGAUUCAUGAUACCCAGCCGAUAGCUUGCAUUCAGCCAGCGAAAUUGGUAAAACGUUUCCCUCCCAUUGAUGCUAUUUACUAUGACCCCCCUUCAUGGACCCCUGUAAUUAUUCAGAAUUAUGGAGCGAGAACUAAUCCAACAAUGCCUCCAAUACCUAGACCAUCCUUGGACGGCGAGCCACAGCCUCUACCGAGAACAAUGGGUGGAAAUUGGUCAUAUAGCUCUUUCGAAUCGCAUCCAACAACAUCUUCUAUGAGGUUCCAGCAAAAAUUGGAAGAGGCACGUCUUGAGACACAAAGGGCGAGAAGACGCGGAACGCAGCAACUUGCAGGUGGUAGAGGCUAUGGACCAUAUUUUACCCCAAGGCAAAGCCCUGAAGGCAUAAGUCGGUCAUCCUCAACCACCACUGGGGGAUUUAUGUCUCCUAAUAGCUCAGGCGAGCUUUACGGUGCAUCGAUGCAGAGUCAAAGUGAAAACUCUUCAAGAACGGUUACUUCUCUUGGGACCUCUCUUCAUGACUCUACGGAACGGAGGGCUUCUUCUGGAACUAUGAAUUUGCCAAGGAUCCCUUCCACUUCGUACCACGGCGGAGAUCUUCAAACUCAGCCCAGUGUCAUGCAUACGAUGCAAAGCGAUGAAGAGCAAGAAGGACUGAGAUGUGAAGAUGAAUACUGUACUACUGAUGACGAAGUGGUUCUUCUACCUACAGGAAAUCCCCACUAAACGAAAUGGCGAUUACGGCCACAUCCACCUGCUAGCCUUACAGACAACGCUGAUAUUCACACGGCAGAUUUCACCAAUGCUCAGGAUGGUCAAAUAAAGGAAACCUGUUUUUACUUCCCCUUUUAUUUCUUGAAGAUCUUCAACGAAUUUCACCCGGAAUGUGUUGCAUACUCGGAAUUGGGAAGCCAGUCAACAAACAUGAGACCAUUACUUACCUUGAGAAUGACAUUACAAUGGACUUUAUAGAUGUUCUUGGGCUGACUUCCCAUAUUUUUCUGUCCAUUUUGCUAAAUACAACCGCAGUCAAAAAAAGAGGGGAAAAAAGAGGUUAAACUGCUAAUACU